Messenger RNA from Trichobilharzia szidati, 980 nucleotides. The record is from the annotation of a GenBank genome assembly. NCBI's taxonomy places the organism in Eukaryota, Metazoa, Platyhelminthes, Trematoda, Strigeidida, Schistosomatidae.
AUGCGUGAAAUCGUUCAUCUUCAAGUUGGCCAGUGUGGUAAUCAAAUCGGAUCCAAGUUUUGGGAGGUGAUUUCUGACGAGCACGGAAUUGAUCCAACAGGAGCAUACCAUGGAGAUUCAGAUCUGCAGUUGGAACGUAUUAAUGUUUACUACAAUGAAGCGGCAGGAGGCAAAUACGUACCACGUGCCAUAUUGGUCGAUUUGGAGCCAGGAACAAUGGACAGUGUUCGUGCGGGUCCAUUCGGUCAACUGUUUCGACCAGAUAAUUAUGUCUUCGGGCACAGCGGUGCUGGAAAUAAUUGGGCUAAAGGCCAUUAUACAGAAGGCGCCGAACUCGUCGAUUCAGUGUUGGAUGUGAUGCGUAAGGAGGCAGAGAACACGGAUUCCCUUCAAGGUUUCCAGUUGACUCAUUCACUUGGUGGUGGAACGGGUUCGGGUAUGGGAACACUGUUGAUCUCGAAAAUCCGUGAGGAAUAUCCUGAUCGAAUAAUGAACACAUUCUCUGUUGUCCCGUCUCCUAAGGUGUCAGACACCGUUGUCGAGCCAUACAAUGCUACACUGUCCGUCCACCAACUCGUCGAGAACACUGAUGAGACAUUCUGCAUUGACAACGAAGCACUCUACGAUAUAUGCUUCAGGACGCUGAAAUUAACCAACCCGACAUACGGCGAUUUGAAUCACUUGGUGAGUGCGACGAUGUCGGGAGUGACAACGUGUCUGCGAUUCCCUGGUCAGCUGAAUGCCGAUCUACGCAAACUGGCGGUGAAUAUGGUGCCAUUCCCACGUCUUCAUUUCUUCAUGCCUGGUUUCGCCCCACUCACUAGUCGUGGGAGUCAACAAUACCGUGCACUCACGGUUCCUGAACUCACACAACAAAUGUUCGACGCGAAGAAUAUGAUGGCUGCGUGUGAUCCACGACACGGGCGUUACCUGACUGUAGCUGCCAUCUUCCGUGGUCGUAUUUCUAUGAGGGAAGUUGA